Messenger RNA from Blepharisma stoltei, 426 nucleotides. NCBI's taxonomy places the organism in Eukaryota, Ciliophora, Heterotrichea, Heterotrichida, Blepharismidae. The record is from the annotation of a GenBank genome assembly.
AUGGUGACGUUGACGGAAAUUGGACUCCGAGGCGCACCUCCUAUGGAGCUGGUAGGACCCAUUGCUGAUGAAGCUGAAGAUACAGGUCUCAUUCCUGUCCUAAGUAGGCCUUCAGUUGUGGGGAAGCCGUGCCGAAGAGGAAGUUUUAUUUCUCCCCCGAAGGUUUUCCCUGUCCCUGCCAGAUGGGCUAGACAGGUUUUUCCUAUCACAUGGUCUUCCUUCAUCGGGACCAUCGGGGCACUCAGACAGAAGUGGCUCUGUCCAAAGGAGCUGAUCCCUUGGACAGGUGGUUUUGACCAGAAAUCAAGAUGGCGUCGGGCCUGGGAGUAUGGCCACAUCAGAACCCGACCUGGAGUCGUCUUUCGAGCUGAGGUGUUGAGGUCCGCUGAUUCGCCCACGUAUGGCCUUUUAAAACUAACUAACUAA